UCAUCUAGGCCAACACCAUCCUGUACGGCCACUCAUUGGUAAGAGUUACUGACAAGCACAUCAUGCAGUGGACAUUAUCUUUAUGAAUGAUUCGUCCAUUCUGAGGCGUCGGUCGGCGAGAUGGCUUGGCAGCGGAUGUGCGUCACUUAGUCAACCAAAAACACUUUCGUCAAUUAUUUGUUCAAUGUUGAAUCGAAGGCAACAUAAUAAUGCAAUUGUAUUUUCGCAUGUUUCUCCACUCGCUCACUUGAGAUAGCAGAUUAUAUCCAUGUAUACGCAUACGUUAGGCGUAUGUUGGCAUGAUGAUAAAUGUUGUGUGAUUGGGACGAUAAGUUAAUUACAACGUAAUGCAGGACUGGAGCGAGGUCGAACUUCAAUUCUCUAAUUUGAUUGUUUAACGGAGGAACGAUGUUAUUGCAGAUCUAAAGAAAAAGUGGAAGGAAACAGUCAUCGAUUUUUCCUCAGUGAACAAAUGUAUUUAAGGCCACAUCGUCAUUCAGUUUUAUAAUCAGCAUCGCGGCCAUAAUUGACCGAUAUAAAAACUAGCGAGUUAACGGAACGCACAGGGAAUUCGAAGUCGUCGCAAUUAUCCUUUUAGAGCCCCUUGGCCCACUGCCGGUAAAGCCUCCACGAGCGGAGCCGAGAGACACCGUCUGUCAGCAAGACGUCAAACAUACUACUGGGGGAGACCGAUAUCCUAUCCAUCCAAUACGCCGAGUGUCUUUUUGGGACGAGACGGACUGAUGAGCUAUAUGGUGUAGCGCAUUCGUAAGCCGACCGGAUGAGUUUGGAGCCGUUUCAGUGCCCGUAAUAGUCUCAUACUUAUUCAGCAUCUUCUACAACAUCAUGGAUUUUCUUCAGGAGCAUCUCGCGAUGCAUUGAUAGAACAUCCCGAGUUCACUGCUACAAAAACCAUGGAAGACUCCCAGGUGACGGAUGAUCAGGACCCCGUCGUGUCACCGAUGUCGGCGAUGACGACGACCGCACCGUCACCAUCUCCGCCGGUCCUGGGGAUAUCGGUCCUCCUUCUGGUCAUCCUGGCCGGAAUUCUCGGCAACAUCCUCGUGUGCCUCGCCGUGACUCAGUUCCGGACACUCCGGACGGUGGCCAAUUUCUACGUGGUGUCUCUGGCGGUGGCGGACGUCCUGGUCUGCACCGCCGUCAUGCCCCUGGCGCUGUACCAGGAGGCGACUGGGGGAAUGUGGUACCUGCCCGGCCCGCUCUGCAAGAUCUGGGGCGCCAUGGACAUCAUGCUAUCCUCCUCCUCCAUUCUUCACCUGUGCGCGAUCUCCAUCGAUCGCUUCAACGCCAUUACGAAGCCAAUUAAAUAUGUGGCCAAGCGGACGGCUAAGAUGGCCUUCACGCGCAUCGCCAUCGUGUGGAUGCUGUCCGCUCUCGUCUCAAUCCCGGCUUUCUUUCUCUUCCAGAAAGAAAAUGACCUUUGCGUCCCGAAUGACACCACAAACGUCUAUGCAUGGUGUUCCUCUUCGAUAUCCUUUUACAUCCCAUGUGUUGUUAUCCUGAUCGUGUACUUCAAGAUUUACAACGCUGCAAAGCGGCGAGCCAGACGGGUCAUACACCCAGGCCCCGUCUGCACAAUCUCUGCAAAUAUCAGGCAACAUGCGGCGGUUUCCCAGUCCUCCUUUCAAGAUGAGGGACGGUCAAAUCAAUUGUCGAGCCCGGCGAUAGCGGACAGGCCAGACAGUGUGCAGUCGGUCGAACCCGUUCCACCGGGCGUUCCCGUCCGCGACGUCGUGCCGGUGACAGCCAUGCUGUCAACCCGAGCCGAGGCCCAGUCGCGAAUCUCCCUGGCUCGUGAGCGCAAAGCGGCCCGGACCAUCGGCAUCGUGGUCGGUGCAUUCAUCGUCUGCUGGCUGCCAUUCUUCAUCUUGCACAGCAUCUUUAAUCCCAUGUGUUCCUCUGGACACGAGGGGCUUUCCUGCGAGGCUGUUCCCACGCUGUACCGCAUCUUCACUUGGGUUGGCUGGUGCAACUCCUCACUAAAUCCCAUCAUCUAUACCGUCUUCAAUCGAGAGUUUCGUCAGGCUUUUAAGAAACUCCUAAAGUGCAGAAAGAACUAGUAUUGCAAGUACUCGGACCACUCCCUGGACUCAAGAGCUAUUAAGAUCGAAUGUGGGUGGUAAAAGUUAUCAAAAUAUGAACGAAUUUAGCUAUUUUCUCCCAUGUAGGCCUACUUCACCACUCUAUUCUCGCGUUACAUGUGUUACUCGCCAUAAUGUACUGAGAAUGGAUUUACUGUUGAUGAUAGAACUGAUACCCUUAAUCCAUUUAAACGGACUUUAUUUUCGUAUGGACAGAGUAUUGGUUCAAUUCAGCAAACUCUAUUAACCGGAUAUUGGCAUUUCUUGCACGUGGAUCACACCCCACCCCACCCCCACCCCAAAGCAAUCUGUCCUUAAAUUUGAAUGAUUAGUCAAAUUGUUUAACAGUUCAUUCAACAGAAUAAGAAAGAAAAAGUGUUGGGUGCAUAUUUGUGAAAAGGGCAAUGAUCAAGUUAUCGAAAAUUGUAAUCAAAUAAAAAUCAAGUUAUCGGAAUAUGCAAUCAAAUAAAAUGUCUUGUUUUACUCACUGAUAUUACACGUAUGAUGACCCAUCAUUCAACCCAAGCUUACAGUUACAAACCUGUCGCUAACUAUGUCUUUUUAAAACAGCAAGUGCAUCAUAAUUAUGUAGGUACGAGACAUAGUUUUGAACUUAAAAAUCUACAACGGUCACCAUUUUGCCAAAUAACACAUAAGUAGGCCCUAUAUUAUUAUUAGCAACGAGACAUUUAUUAGUAAAAGGGCGUGAAAAUUCGGUGAUCUGUGGACGAAACG
This is a messenger RNA of Patiria miniata (bat star), 2837 nucleotides long. RefSeq names its product octopamine receptor-like. Gene Ontology annotation, cellular component: membrane. The coding region runs from base 915 to 2081 and encodes 388 amino acids. Gene Ontology annotation, biological process: adenylate cyclase-activating adrenergic receptor signaling pathway. The record is from RefSeq and is a predicted model, not a curated record. Lineage: Eukaryota; Metazoa; Echinodermata; Asteroidea; Valvatida; Asterinidae. Gene Ontology annotation, molecular function: G protein-coupled receptor activity. The transcript has a single exon.